Molecule: messenger RNA, 945 nt
Organism: Laccaria bicolor S238N-H82
Lineage: Eukaryota; Fungi; Basidiomycota; Agaricomycetes; Agaricales; Hydnangiaceae
Exons: 10
Coding region: 1-945 (314 amino acids)
Source: RefSeq, a predicted model, not a curated record
AUGGACAAUGUCUCGAAAAAUUCUGCAAAUAAUUUAUCGGUUGUCCAUGCUGAACAGAAGCUUGAGCGCAGGUUUGCCGAAGAAGAGAACUUGCAGCUGCGCGUUGGACAGCUCAAGGACAGCUCGCGCCCUUCACUGAAAAAAUCUCUGAUAGAACAACGUCGAAAUUCAAUACGCUCGAAUAUCUCAGCUUUACAAGUUUGCCUUCCCCAGGAAACUGCAGUUCACCACGAAGAAUUAAAAGGUUCCCCUUUCGUAGCGGUGGAAAUAUCAAGAACCGCUAACAGAGGUAGAUUCGAACUGGACUCGAACCAGCCUUCAGAAGCUCAAGGACUCCAUGGCCUCGUCACUAACGGUGAAGCACUCUCUGCCCUCUCUUUCAAAGUUAAACGCACGGAACUCCGGACGGGCGUGCUUAACCGUCUGCCGUGGCCAAUAACUAUGGACGAGGCCGACGCUUAUCGGCUGUGUUUCGCUACUUGUACUAUCAUGGAUAUUGCAACUACACCCCACCUUUUGGGAUCUGAAGGCGACAGUGACAGCCCGGAUGGGGAGUACGAAAACGAGAGCGAAAGCGAAGUGGAACAUAUGGGCUCUAUAAUAGUAAUAGCAAUAGUGUUGGCAAGAUAUGGAUGUAGCAGUAACAAGAUGUUUUCGAAAUGGAACCUUUUGAGACAUGAAGCGGUCCAGGGUGUGGAGUUUCGCUUUACUGCACUUGACGACGGAAAAGCCUAUGAGAGAUCAUCUGCCGAUGAGGAUUUAGGAUUAGGACAGGCGCGUGUGCAAGGAUUGAUAGCACACCUGGACAAUUCGCCGCCACCAUCCAGUCACACAGCCAGUGUCCGAGUGAACUGGAAAACGUCCGUCUUGAUCAUCGAAGUGUGUUUCCAUCUUGAGUUCAUCUUCCAGUAUAGAAACAUUGGACUAUGGGAAGUGAGGGCAUGA